AUGAUUGAAAAAAAGAUUUGUGGAAUUCUUCUAAUUGCUGGUAUAUUUUGUUUAACAAGUGUUAUUAUAUCACUUUAUAGUAUCUCGACUGCUGAUUGGUCAGUAGUUGGUUUAUAUAGUAUUGGUCUUUUUCAAACAUGUUCUACUUCUGGAUGUAUUAAAAAUCAAUAUGGAAUUAGAAAUUAUGAAGCAAAUUCACCACCAAUAUUUAUUAAACGAUUUUAUAAUGCUAUUCCAUUAUCUAUUGUUAGUGUAAUUAUUCAAUUAAUAACUUGUUUUUUCUGUUUUUUAACAGCAUUUAUUUAUUUACCAGCAAAACCUUCUAUAACUUGUUAUAUAACUCCAUUUUUAAUAUUUAUUGCCUUUCUUCUUCAAUUCUUUACUUUAACAGAAGCAUCAUAUGGAAUACAUUUAAAUGGACGAAGUUCGUCUUUAUUUGAAGCAGCUCUUAUACUACAAUUAAUUGUUAUUAUAUUAACUAUUAUAGCAGCUGAUCGUAUUCAUAACAGAUGUAAUUUUCAAUAUGUUUAA
Adineta steineri is the source of this 531-nucleotide messenger RNA. The record is from the annotation of a GenBank genome assembly. NCBI's taxonomy places the organism in Eukaryota, Metazoa, Rotifera, Eurotatoria, Adinetida, Adinetidae.